Molecule: messenger RNA, 8986 nt
Organism: Hylaeus volcanicus
Lineage: Eukaryota; Metazoa; Arthropoda; Insecta; Hymenoptera; Colletidae
Gene: htt
Product: huntingtin
Exons: 15
Coding region: 143-8806 (2887 amino acids)
Cellular component (GO): cytoplasm; nucleus
Source: RefSeq, a predicted model, not a curated record
AAAUAUGGUACCGAGCAGCAUGUAGCUUACACGUACGAAAUGUCUGUCAUAAAUUCGGCCUACAUUAUCAAAAUGUCACUCGUUAAAAAUUUAAUUUUUAGAGAGUGAGAAACGUCGUGACCGAUAAUAUAUUUUCGCAAAAAUGACAACUUUAAAUAACGUAUUAAAAGCCAUAGAGGCUCUGAAUACAACUCAAGAAUCGAACGUUGUUCCGUCAGAUCCUAGCGCAAGGAAAGAUAAAAUAGCAUGUUGUGUGUCAAUAGCGGAAGGAAUAUGUUCACCGAAUGUAAAAAUGGCAAGCAAGUUUUCUCAGGUUCUUACUCUUUCCAUCGAAACAUUGUUAAUGCUGUGCAAUGAUAACGAAUCCGAUAUUAGAAUGGUAGCCGAUGAAACUUUGAAUAAGAUUAUAAGGGCCAUGACAGACAGUAAUAUUGUUAAGGUUCAGAUAGAACUUUAUAAUGAAAUAAAAGCAAACGGACCAGCUAGAACAUUGAGGGCAGCUCUGUGGAGAUUUGGACUUCUUAGUCAUAUGAUUCGUCCUACAAGAGGAAAAGCUUACGUAUCUAAUUUAAUACCGUGCAUAGAAACUAUUGCACAACGUUCAGAAGAAGCAGUAAUAGAAACGUUAUCUCAAUCGUUACCACUAAUUAUGAAAGCUUUAGGGCCAUUUAUGACAGACAAUGAUGUCAAGACCUUGUUGAAAGCAUUCUUCGAAAAUGUAUGUUCAGUACAAGCAGCAUUUCGCAGGGCUGCUGCAAACAUGAUUCUAACAACAUGUCUAAAUUGCAGAAAGCCGCAAUUCUUUUUAAAUUAUGUAUUGAAACAUCUUUUAGAUAUUAUAGUACCUAUAGGCGAAGAUGAGAGCCGUGUAGCUACGAUUAUCGGUAUAUUUGGAUGCAUAAGAAUAAUAUUGCCCUACGUAUGCAAUCCUUUAGAACCUCAAGACGACGAGACAGUGCAGAUAGAUAGCUUGUUACAAAUUUACGAAUUAUGUUUACAUUAUACAAAAUGGCAUUCGGAUCAUAAUGUUAUAAAUGCUGCUUUGGAAACUUUGACUCAACUUUUAAAGUCACCUCCGAAAGCUCUAGUAUGUUUGUUGUUAUCGAAUAAAGGUACAACGUAUAAUAGGGUAGCAUUAAAUCAAAAUGAAGCAAUGUUAUCGUUGAGCCAAACGAGUAUCUCUAGUACUAAUACUGCUUGCUGUGAAAAUUCGGAAUCUACAUUAAAUUUACUCGAACCUGAUAUGCCGGACAUAAAUCCAAAAAUAGAAAAAUGGAUAUUAGAUUCCGCGGAUGCGCACUCAUUAGUGCAGGAUUUACAAACUCGAAAGGAGGAUUCGAGCGAUAUAAUAGAAAUGAAAGGAAAGAUAAUGGAAAAUUAUAGCGGUCUGAAGAUCGGAGAUAUCGACAAUGAAGCUGUAGAAGAGGGUAGCGACAUUGGAAGUGAAAUAGAAAAAUCAGAGAAAAUUUAUCCGAGUUUACAAAGCGCUAUAAAGGAUUUAGAUUGUUUCGAAGAAGUCGCUUCGUCUAUUGCUUCUCCUAAAAAGCUUUCUUUAGACUUCUCAUUGCGGGAAAUAGACAUUGGAACUGUUACAGAUCCUGACAUACCUCUAAAAUUUUGCUGUCGUUAUUUGGUGUCGUCUUUUCUCUUAACUGGCAAUGUUGGUCACGUAAUGCCAGAUAAAUAUUUUCGUGUUAGUGUAAAAUCUCUUGCUCUAAACUGCGUGGCUUAUAUUUUAAAACUUUUUCCGAACAUGUUUUUAAUGCCAAUCGCCAAAGAAUCGAAUUUUACCGAAAACGAACAAAUGAUAACAGAUAUAUUAUUGUUUGCAAAUCAUCCAGAUCCUCAGAUUAGGGGUAAUAUAUCGAUCAUUAUCGGUACCUUUUUAAAAUCCGUGUAUACUCAAUAUGGUGGAUCUUUUAAAAACUUCGAAGCAGAGAUCGUAAAAAAGAAUGUACAUGAAAGUGUGUUAUUAGAGAAUUUGAUAAAAUUACUUUUAAAGGGAUUAGAAGAUGAUUCUGCUACAACAUGUCGACAGACGUUAACAGCGCUUAGUUUGUGUCUGCCAGAGUUGUUGGAAUCCGUCGACAAUAAGUAUGGAGUUACUAUAUUAACUGCAUUACCUCAACUAGUAAAGAAUCCAUAUUUUUUGGUAAAAGUUAAAUUAGUAGAACUAUUGAGCGAGAUAUCAUAUGUUACCAUAGAACAUAUAGUUGGAGGAUCAAUGUUCCAAGAACAUUUCGUCAAUGUUAUCAUAACGCUAUUAGGUGAUCAGGACCAGAGAAUUAGACAUGCAGCGUCGGAUGCUAUUGUAAAGAGUAUUCCUCUAUUACACUUUCAACAGCCACAAGAGGAUGUUGUUACGAGAAAAGCCGUUCAAUACACGGAACAGUUUUUAAGCGUUGUAAAUAGAAGCAGUUCAGAAUUAUCCUCGUGCCAAGAGAAACAACAGCUAUUCGUGAAAACGUCUAUACAGCCAUUUGCAUCUUUAAAUCCUCAUAACGGGAUACACUGUCAUCAGAAUGUAGAAUACUCGUUGUCUAUUGUAGUCAAUAUGCUGGCAGAAGUUCUUGGAGUACAAUCCUCGAAAUAUUUAGUGUACGGUUGUUGCGAAGCUCUUUUCCAUUUAAGCGACGUAUAUACCACUACGAUAUAUAUCAGAGGAUGGGAUUGCAUUUUACCAAAGACAUUGUUGAAAAAGUCUCAUAAAAAGAGCAGUAGCCGGCUAGACAUUAGCGAAUCAAACUUUACAAGCGACAUGAUGCCGUCGUCUGUUAGUAACGAUCUUUUAUCUUUAGCUUUACCUCUGCUAUCGUCAUCUCCUAUAAGCCUAGACUUGUCGACGCAUAAACACUUGAUUCUACUAGCUGGCAAUUUAGCAUCAGGUUUGGCUUUCGGCAAUUUCAAACCCAACGACCCGUCUAAAAGUUGGGGUACGUUUAAAGACAAGCAAAUAGAGCUGUUAUUGACUCAUGUCGCCAGAGUGUUGAAUAUAUUUGUUCAUAUUAUCGACAAAGUACAGUUGGCGCAACCGAGUGCAAAAACGACAUUGUCGUCUUUGACGUCUACGCAAGCAUUAUCCCCGAAGAAAAAAGUUGUGCCUGAACAGAAAUCGAAGGAGAAGGGAGAACGAAUUGGUGGCUUGAAAGUUGGAAAAGAACAUAUUGGUGCGUUUGUUUCAGUACCGCAUUACAUGAAAAUGUACGACAUUCUCAAAGCGGCGCAUUUAAAUUACUUAGCAACCCUCGAACCGCACGCCAGCGAAAUGUAUUUGUCCCUUUUAAACGCGGUUCUGGAUGUGCUGUCUCAGAUUCUCGAAAUUAUAUCGUUUAACGAGGCAGCGCAGAUCACGGAAGAGGUUUUAUAUUAUCUGCAAAGUACAGUCGUACUCUCGCCAACCGCGACUGUCCAAUGUGUUCAGCAAUUACUGAAAUGUUUAUGUAGCACAAACGUGUAUGCGCAAUGGAACGAAUCGGACGGCCAGAAAAAUACAGAUAGGAUUGCUAUGAUCAGAGAUGGCGUUAAGGGAUUUUAUAAUCAUUGCUUUCAAAAUCCCGCAAGGCAAAUGGCGGACACUAUAAAAUCUAUAGGAAACAAUUGCAGGGGUGAAAACGAACCGGACACUAGGUGGGUAGGAUUCUUACGUAGAAAAGGCGAUAGAAAGUUUUCUUCCGCCUUUAAGAAUUUAUCACGUUCGCCGGAUCAAAAGAAUUCCAUAGCUUCGUUCAUUCGUCUUUUCGAGCCAAUGGUCAUAAAAUCGUUGAAACAAUAUACUGUAACGAGUAGCGUGCCAUUACAAUGUCAAGUAUUGAUGCUGCUGAGCCAGCUGGUGCAGCUCAAGGUUAAUUACUGUUUACUGGAUUCUGAGAGAAUAUUUAUCGGAUUUGUUCUGAAGCAAUUUGAAUUUAUCGAGGAAGGUCACGUACAGCAAACGGAGUACCUUCUGCCAAAAAUCUUCAAUUUCUUGGUGCAUUUAUCGUACGCAAAGAAUCACUCGAAAGCUAUAAUAGGAAUCCCCAAAAUAAUUCAAUUGUGCGACGGUCUUAUGGCGAGCGGGCAACCAGCUCUCACGCAUUGCAUACCAGCUGUUGCUCCAGUGGUCGAAGACGUGUUCUUAGUUCGAAACGCGAGUUCGAACUUGAUGGAACAGAGGGAAUUGGAGACAACGAGAGAAGUACUGAUUUCGAUGCUUUUACGUCUCGCGGAGUACUAUCAAAUCAUCGAGCUCUUAGCGUUAUGCUUGACGGAGUCUAGAUUCAGUGGAGACGGAAACGGCGAAGAAAAAUGGCGUAGAUGGUCCAGAUUGACGAUGGACACCAUCCUUCCUAUGUUAGCAGUUGGAAAAGUUCGGAUAGAGUCGGAGAAAGCUCACGUUGCUCUGGUUAAAUUGUUUGCUGCAAUUUCCCCUACGGUAUUCAGACCGGUCGAUCCUCUUUUAAAAGUACUUUUUGUUAUGCCAGUUUCUGUGGAGACGUCGAGUUUGCGAUUGAAACGAUGGUUGGGAAUGAUCAACGUCGUCUUGUUAUCGUUAAUUUCGUGUGCGAAAGAGGAAGCAAUGCUGGCGCGUCUUUCCGAUUUAAGCGCAAAUAUGACAGAUCUCUCGCAAUCGUUUCUGCUUUCAGAGGCCUCUAGUCGAACUAUGGAUCCUCUGAACGUUUUAGGAAUCCAGUCUAUCGAUGUUCCGCCAGAGAGAAUAUUGGCUAAGUUUAUAUUCAAAGUUAUCGGUAAAGUGGGCUCCAAAGUGCACAGUCUUCUCGGACUGAUCGACCACAAAGCGAACGACACGUUUGUUGGAUUCGUCGACUCCAUGGAAAACGACCAUUAUCUAGUUCAUCAGUUCGCGUUCUUUCUGCAGUUGUGCAUUCAUAUGUUCGAGUCUGGAAGUCACUGCAAAGUCGCGAACGCAACAAUGCAGAUGAUUCAAGGUCGUAACGUUCCAGACGACGAGAAGUUACCGAUCGCCGAUCUAAAUUGUACUAUGCUGAACAUUGGAAACAAAUGUCCGACAUUGACGUGUCAGUGGGCCUAUCUGAUGACUCUAUUGGGGUACAAUGAAAUGACUUUCUGGUCAAAAGUGCUCGGCACUCAUCGUUCGGAGUACGUAGUGCAUUCUACGCAUACCGAAGAAAAGAAUACCGAUUAUCCGAGUAGUAUUAAUAUUCAGAUUGUCAGAAAAGGUGGUAUAAUACUGUUCUGUGAUUACGUUUGCGAGAAUCUGAGCGACGCGGAGCCUCUAACGUGGUUGCUGGUCAACCACACGGAAGAAGCGGUAAGCAAUGCCAUCGAGUCUCCCGUCAGAGAUUUAUUGACAGCGGCUGUGCACAGGAAUCCAGCAGCCAGCGGGCUGUUGGUGCAAGCAAUCGCGACCAAGUGCACGGACUUGUCUCAACCCAGUUUUGUUAAGCGUCUGUUGCAAUGUAUAGAAGGCGCUCAUUACUCGCAAAGUGGAGCAGUUUUAACGACGUUGAUACCAAGAUUACUGUCCACCAAGUAUCUCGCUUUGUCUCGAAUGGCAGCGAAAAUAGCUAGUCGAAGAGUGGAGAUUUUGCUGACCACGUCCACCGCAGACGCGACAAAAUAUUUGCCAAAAGAUGACUUCGUCAAGAUAAUGGAUACUUUGCAGUCGACUAAACUGGCAAAGAAACACGGUGGUUUAGUCAGUCUAUUGAACAAGCUGGGUGUACAAUAUUACGAUCUGUCCCCUCUUGAACUGGAUCAGUGUAGACCGUUCAAUCCUUCUACCGUAAAGAGUAUUCAGCUGGAUCGCAAUUGGUUUCUCUCUCAGGUAAAGUUAAGGUGUUGCAAUCCGAACGCCAGCAACAACCCCUCGGAGGCCGCUCAGUUAUUAAAAGAGUUAAAUUACGAAGACUGUCUCGGCAUUCUUUCUUGCAAAGAGUUCAACGUUACGAUUUUAAAGCCUUGUAUAACAUUGGGUACACGCACGAGCCUCGAAAAGUGCCAAAAGUUCGAAUUGGACGUAGCUCAGAACGAAAAAGACUACAAUUUCGAAGCUAGCGCUCUGUACAGAGCAGCUAAGCAAUGUUUAUUGGAACGAGUUCAUUACGUCAACGAAUUAAUGCCGAAACCUCACCAGAUCUAUAAUCCAUCGCGAUCCAACGCCAAUUCGAAGGAGCUUAAGUAUGUAAUUCGGUUCGACGAACUCCUGAACGAGUCGGUGUACUGGGACGUGCUUUUCAUGUUAAUACCAGCUGUGAAAAUGUACAUGAAAACGUUGUCGAAGCUUGCGAAGUACGACUUGGCGAAAUUAGACAUGAGAUCCGAAGAAGACCUUGCCAAGUUCGCGGUUCUGUGUCUGGAGUUGACGCAUUGGAUGAUACACUCCGAUGCGAACAAGGUGAAAAAGCUGAGACCAAGGGACGCGAAGCUUGCGUUGAGUUGCGCGGCCGAGAUCUUGAAACACCCUGGGCCGAAUAAAAUUAUCGGAGACAGCGCAAAGUACUCGUGGGUCUGUACCGCUGCCGCUUCGUUAACGAGAAUAGUCGAGUUUCUACUAACGACGAUCGACUCUUUGCCAGUUAUAGAUGCGCGCGCUUUAGAACCAGCGUUCGAGGACGAGGACACUAAAGAGUUCGGUAAAGCUUGCGCUCGAAUGGCUGCCCUGGUCGCUUGGUUAGAACACUGUCAGAAGGAAGGAUCGUUGAGAAACAUCUCGCGUUAUCUGUUCGAUACGAUACAAGGUUUAAUCGUGAGCAUUAGUCGCCAGCCAUUGGUGAAUUCUUACAUCUUGACGCCUCCGUUGGUUUGGAAGCAAAACUGGGACGUCGUUGGUUCUGGCCCGACCAAAUGCUACUUUCCGUUGUUACCAUCCGAGUCGAAUCUUCUGCUGGAAGUAGAAAUCCUGGAGCAAUUCAUUUACAGGAUAAACUUGUUGGGCUGGAUUUCGCGGCUGCAGUUCGAAGAAAUAUGGAUGGCCCUUUUAGGAGUUGUCAACCUCUCGCAGAACGAGACUGUAAUUUCCGAGGAGAUGCCCACUCUGGUACAAGCGAGUAGCUUAGCCGUGCAAGCGAUAACGAGACUAUUGUUGCAGACUUUGCUUCUUCCUUACCCCGGCAAUCCGAUAGCUAGCACUCUGAUCCAUUGCUCGAGGGAUCCCGAGCUCUCGGUUCACAAAAUUAGCUCGCAAAAGUUGCACGCGAUUCAGGACUUGCUCGCGUGGAAGUACGAAUGCAUGAACGACUUGGAGAGCGCCGGUGGCUUGAACAUGGAUCACGUUUUUCAUCGCGGGAACGUGGAGAAAGUUGCAAGCUCGAACAAGUACACGUACAGUCAGUUAUCGGUAUCCUACCUAUGGUCGUCGUGCAACUUGUACGAGGACAAACUUAACACCUCUGUUCUCAACUUGAAGAACAGAAGAAACGACGCGUUGAUGUCUUCGUCGCUGGACUUGGACUCCUGUCUUCGAUUUUUGGUGGAGCUCUACACUUCUUGGACGUCUCUGCAAACCAAUACGCCUGUGCAGUUGCUUACGGAGAUCGUCAAAUCUAUUCUAGCCAUUUCAGAGUUGUUUGUGGAGCGGACUCAGUAUCAGUGGAUGCUAGAUACGUGUCUGGAGAUCUCGAGGAUUCAUCCUAUUGAAAAUGUUAUUUUGCAUCAAUACUUGGUGGUAUCUGUAUGCAAAGCUGCCGCUGUAUUAACGCCAUUGGAUCUUGAAACGUUGGAGAAGGUUAAACGACUGGUAGACGUCAGUCUCAAAUCAGGAUUCUUGCCCGUGCGAGUGGCCGCUCUUCAUGGGUCCUUGUAUUUGUUACAAAGCGCCGUAUUAACGAAUUGCGAGGAAACCAUGAACAUUAUACACCCUCUAGCGAUCGAAUAUAUACAGAAGCACCUCGACGCGCAAGAUUCCAAUAGCGUAUUAAGCCAGAGCGAGGAGCAUCAAGGCGUGAUGUGGGCUUUAGUGUUCUUCCUGCUCGAACACGCGGAAGACACUCCACCAGACGCGGAAGCUCCAGCAGUGCUUGAAUUGGUUCUCACCUUACUAUCGUCCCAAAACAUUUCCUCCAGCCUGCAUCAAACUCUUCUGCAGGGCCUCGAGCGACUUGUGGUAACCAAAAGCGUGAUCGGAAACGUGGCCGAGCAAAUAGUAAAAGUCGCGAUAGACCGUUUGAAGCAACCAAGUCCUAUGCUGUCAUUGCCAGCUUUACAAUUGCUGCUGACUUGUAUGUACACGGACGCAGCAGAUAGACUGAAUCAGCCGGAAAUUGAAGAGCCGCUACCAGAUGUAGAACCGGAAGCACUGGUUCGAUCCAUAGAGCGUACCUCCGCAAUUUUCGACAAGAUCAGGAAAGGACAUACGAUGGAAGUGGAGCUUCUCUGCACGGUUCUCUCGGGAGUAUUAGGGGAUUUCUUUCCGCCGUCUGAGAUAUUGACGAAAGUUAUAGGAGAAUUUUUGUCGCCCCAGCAACCACACCCGAGAUUACUUUCCGCUGUUGUUUUCAAAGUCUGCGAGAGAGCGUGCACUUGUGCGCAAAUGGAACUUCUUCAAGACUGGGUCGUGUUCAGUUUGCCAAAUUUUAUUCAAAGUUUGCCCGUGACGAUGUCAACGUGGUGUUUGUCGUGCUUUUUCAUUAGCGCAUCUACGAAUCAAUGGUUGAGAGCCUUAUUUCCAUACGUCCAAUCGAGAAUUGGCAAGUACGAAUACGAGGAUAAAAAGAUACUUUGUAUCGCAGCUUCCGAUUUCUAUCACAAGUUAACCAAGGAAAGUCAGAAGAAGGCUUUCGUAGAAACGUUCGAAGCAGCAGCAAAGGAACCUGGAACAUCGUUCGGUGAUAUUUUAGCGUCGUUUUAGCUAGUCUUGUUGACCUUUUCCGUAAGUGAGGUCCACAUCGAAAUGAGAGGUAUUCGUGUAAAUGUAAAUUGAUGUACAAUCAUUGCGCGGUGUACAGGUGAAUGUAUGUGACGAUAUUUAUUUUACAUCGUGUAUUGUCAGGAAGAUGCAACUUGUUUUGAAAUAAACACAAUAUUUUUU